UCCAAAGUUUCAUUGAAGGUGGAGAAGUGUGCGCCCGCCGGGGAGCCCUGGCUGCGCCGCGGCUAGGGCGAGGCUGCACCGCGGCGGGCGGGGGGCGCGCUGGGCAUCCAGACGACGUUUGAGUUUUCUUUUUAAAAUUGAGACAGUGGAGGAGGGAAUUGGCAUCUGAUCUACCCGUUUUGCGCUUUCCUGCCCGAGCUCACACGAUUCCUGCAAGUGCGGGAGGGACUCGCAGCGCCACCGGCGGACAGAUAACUGGAGCCCAGCGGUGUCCGGAAUGGUCCUGUGCGCCUGGCUGCGCCCACCUCGGUCUCUCUGGCCCGAAGCUGGGGGGCACAGAGGCUGAGCUGCACCACCACCCGGGAUCCACAGCCUGCUGCUUGAGGCCGCGGGCUGUAGGACGCGACUCGGGGUCCGCGGGGCAGCUUCGAGAGCCAGGCGCAGGGCGGCGCGCGGCAGCCUGCGUGGGCAGAGGGGCCGGAGCCGGGCAGUAGAGACUCGUUGGCUUCAGAAAGGUUCUGCGCAAAAGGCUCCCCGGCCUCCCCUGAGCGACGCCCCGGGAGCCCGGCCAGAGGACUGCACUCCCUCUUCGCCCCCUUUCCGCACUGUUCCAGGCCCCUAGGACUCUCCCAAAGUGUCCUCCUCCAGGGCCCCCGCCCAGCUGCCCCUGAAGAGGCCGCCGCCACCGGAACCUGAGUUCUACACUUAAUGGGCCGGCCGCAGAGGGUCGGGCGCCUGGCUAGGUGGCUGCCAAGAGCCUGGUGAGCGGCUGCCCAGAGCCCUGCGGGCGAGGGGCAGCUGAGAGCGCGUUGAGCGCGCCCUCGGGGCGGAAAGCCCGGAGGCCAGCGCAGAGGCGAUGCCUGGGCAGCUUGCUGCUGGUAGGAGGCCCUAGGCGGGCAUGGGCCUGGCGUCCCAGCCCUAGGGACCCUCGAGCCUCGCCCCUGCGCUCGGAGUCGCCGAACCGACGAGAUGGCCUCGGAAGUGGUGUGCGGGCUGGUCUUCAGGCUGCUGCUGCCCAUCUGCCUGGCAGUAGCGUGUGCAUUCCGAUACAACGGGCUGUCGUUUGUCUACCUGAUCUACCUCUUGCUCAUUCCUCUGUUUUCGGAACCAACAAAAGCAACAAUGCAAGGACACACGGGGCGGCUGCUGAAGUCGCUGUGCUUCCUGAGCCUGUCCUUCCUGCUGCUGCACAUCAUCUUCCACAUCACCCUGGCCAGCUUGGAAGCCCAGCACCACAUCACGCCUGGAUACAACUGCUCAACGUGGGAAAAGACGUUUCGGCAGAUCGGCUUUGAAAGCUUGAAGGGAGCCGACGCUGGCAAUGGGAUCCGCGUGUUCGUGCCUGACAUCGGGAUGUUCAUCGCCAGCCUGACUAUCUGGCUCGUCUGCAGAAACAUCGUACAGAAACCAGUGACAGAAGAAGCAGCACAAUAUAACCUGGAGUUUGAAAAUGAAGAACUGGCUGCUGGGGAAAAGGCGGACUCAGAAGAUGCCCUGAUGGACGCGGACGCAGACGGGGACGGCGCGGAGGGCGAGCUGGAGGAAAGCGCCAAGCUGAAGAUGUUCCGCAGGGUGGCCUCUGUGGCCUCCAAACUCAAGGAGUUCAUCGGCAACAUGAUAACCACCGCCGGCAAGGUCGUAGUCACCGUGCUGCUGGGGUCCUCCGGUAUGAUGCUGCCGUCUUUGACCUCGGCUGUCUAUUUCUUUGUAUUUCUGGGUCUGUGCACCUGGUGGUCCUGGUGCCGGACGUUCGACCCGUUGCUGUUCAGCUGCCUCUGUGUCCUGCUGGCGAUUUUCACUGCUGGGCACCUGAUUGGACUUUAUUUAUAUCAGUUCCAGUUCUUUCAAGAAGCCGUUCCACCCAAUGACUACUAUGCAAGGUUGUUUGGUAUCAAAUCAGUAAUCCAGACGGACUGUUCCAGUACCUGGAAGAUCGUAGUAAACCCAGAGCUAUCCUGGUACCACCACGCCAACCCCAUCCUGCUGUUGGUGAUGUACUACACGCUGGCCACGCUGAUCCGCAUCUGGUUGCAAGAACCCCUCGUGCAGGACGAGAAGACCAAGGAGGAGGACAGAUCCCUGGUUUGCAGCUCCAACCAGAGAACUGCGGAGAGGAAGCGGAACCUGUGGUACGCAGCCCAGUACCCAACCGACGAGAGGAAGCUUUUAUCCAUGACCCAAGACGACUACAAACCAUCUGAUGGCCUGCUUGUGACGGUGAACGGCAACCCUGUGGACUACCACACCAUCCACCCCAGCCUGCCCUUAGAGAAUGGCCCCGCCAAGACCGACCUGUACUCCACCCCCCAGUACCGGUGGGAGCCCUCUGAGGACUCGACAGAGAAGAAAGAGGAAGAAGAGGAUGAGAAAGAAGAAUUUGAGGAGGAAAGGAGCCAGGAGGAGAAGAGGAGUGUCAAGGUCCACGCCAUGGUCUCCGUGUUCCAGUUCAUCAUGAAGCAGAGCUACAUCUGCGCCCUCAUCGCCAUGAUGGCCUGGAGCAUCACCUACCACAGCUGGCUGACCUUCGUGCUGCUCAUCUGGUCCUGCGCCCUGUGGAUGAUCCGCAACAGGAGGAAGUACGCCAUGAUCAGCUCACCCUUCAUGGUUGUCUACGCGAACCUGCUGUUGGUGCUGCAGUACAUAUGGAGCUUUGAACUUCCAGAAAUCAAAAAGGUCCCGGGGUUUCUAGAAAAGAAAGAGCCAGGAGAGCUUGCAUCAAAGAUUCUGUUCACUAUCACCUUUUGGCUCCUGCUGAGGCAGCACCUCACAGAGCAGAAAGCUCUUCAGGAAAAGGAAGCUCUCCUGUCUGAAGUCAAAAUUGGAAGUCAGGAAAAUGAAGAGAAAGACGAGGACCUUCAAGACAUACAGGUGGAAGGAGAGCCCAAAGAGAAGGAGGAGGAGGAGGAAGCACAGGAGGAGGAGCAGGAGGACGAGGAUGAGGACCAAGACAUCAUGAAGGUGCUGGGCAACCUGGUGGUGGCCAUGUUCAUCAAGUACUGGAUCUACGUGUGUGGUGGCAUGUUCUUCUUCGUCAGCUUCGAGGGCAAAAUCGUCAUGUACAAAAUCAUCUACAUGGUGCUGUUCCUGUUCUGUGUGGCCUUGUACCAGGUGCACUAUGAAUGGUGGAGGAAAAUUCUAAAAUAUUUUUGGAUGUCCGUGGUUAUUUACACUAUGCUGGUGCUUAUCUUUAUAUACACAUAUCAAUUUGAAAACUUCCCAGGCCUGUGGCAAAACAUGACCGGAUUGAAAAAAGAAAAGCUAGAGGAUCUGGGCCUGAAGCAGUUCACUGUGGCAGAACUGUUCACGCGCAUCUUCAUCCCCACCUCCUUCCUGCUGGUGUGCAUUCUGCACCUCCACUACUUCCACGACCGCUUCCUAGAACUCACAGACCUCAAGUCCAUCCCCAGGAAGGAGGACAACACCAUCUACAGUCACGCCAAAGUCAAUGGGCGCGUGUAUCUCAUCAUCAAUAGGUUGGCCCACCCCGAGGGAAGCCUCCCAGACCUUGCCAUGAUGCACCUGACCGCCAGCCUGGAGAGGCCCGAGGGGAAGAAACUGGCCGAACUCGUAGAUGAGAAGACAGAGGGCAGCCCUGGAAAGGCUGAGAAGGGCGAGCUUGGGGAGGGCAGCGAGGAGCCCGAGGAGGGAGAAGACGAAGAGGAGGAGUCGGAGGAGGAGGAAGAGAUGUCAGACCUGCGGAACAAGUGGCACCUGGUGAUCGACCGCCUCACGGUGCUCUUCCUGAAGUCCCUGGAGCACUUUCACAAGCUACAGGUGUUCACGUGGUGGAUCCUGGAGCUGCACAUCAUCAAGAUCGUGUCCUCCUACAUCAUCUGGGUUUCUGUGAAAGAGGUGUCUCUGUUCAACUAUGUGUUUUUGAUUUCUUGGGCUUUCGCUCUGCCUUACGCCAAGCUCCGCCGUGUGGCUUCCAGCAUCUGCACCGUCUGGACCUGUGUGAUCAUCGUCUGCAAGAUGCUGUACCAGCUGCAAACCAUCAAGCCCGAGAGCUUCUCUGUUAACUGCUCCUUGCCCAAUGAAAACCAAACCAACAUACCCCUGCAGGACCUGAACAAGUCCCUCCUCUACAGUGCGCCUAUUGACCCCACUGAGUGGGUUGGCCUGAGGAAGUCUUCUCCCUUGCUUGUCUACCUGAGGAAUAACCUCCUGAUGUUGGCCAUUCUGGCCUUCGAAGUUACCAUUUACCGCCAUCAGGAGUACUAUCGGGGUCGAAACAACCUUACUGCCCCUGUGUCCAAAACUAUCUUUCAUGACAUCACAAGAAUGCAUCUGGAUGAUGGACUUAUUAACUGUGCCAAAUAUUUCAUAAACUACUUCUUCUACAAGUUUGGCCUGGAGACCUGUUUCCUAAUGUCAGUGAACGUGAUCGGCCAGCGAAUGGAUUUCUAUGCCAUGAUUCACGCCUGCUGGCUCAUUGCUGUCCUGUACCGACGCAGAAGAAAGGCCAUCGCGGAGGUCUGGCCCAAGUACUGCUGCUUCCUGGCCUGCAUCAUCACCUUCCAGUACUUCAUCUGCAUUGGCAUCCCGCCUGCCCCCUGCCGAGAUUACCCAUGGAGGUUCAAGGGCGCCGACUUCAACGACAACAUCAUCAAGUGGCUGUACUUCCCGGAUUUCAUCGUGCGGCCGAACCCAGUGUUUCUCGUCUACGACUUCAUGCUGCUCCUGUGCGCCUCCCUGCAGCGGCAGAUCUUUGAGGAUGAGAAUAAAGCUGCCGUGCGGAUCAUGGCCGGGGACAACGUGGAGAUCUGCAUGAACCUGGAUGCGGCCUCCUUCAGCCAGCACAACCCCGUGCCAGACUUCAUCCACUGCAGAUCCUACUUGGACAUGUCCAAGGUCAUCAUCUUCAGCUACCUCUUCUGGUUCGUGCUGACAAUCAUCUUCAUUACUGGGACAACCAGGAUCAGCAUAUUUUGUAUGGGUUACCUGGUGGCCUGUUUCUACUUCCUGCUCUUCGGGGGCGAUUUGCUACUGAAACCCAUCAAGAGCAUCCUGCGCUACUGGGACUGGCUGAUAGCCUACAACGUUUUUGUGAUCACCAUGAAGAAUAUACUGUCGAUAGGCGCGUGUGGAUACAUUGGAACGUUGGUGAAGAAGAGUUGCUGGUUGAUCCAGGCCUUCAGCCUGGCCUGCACCGUCAAGGGCUACACCAUGCCCGAGGAUGACGCCUCCUGCAGACUGCCCAGCGGGGAGGCCGGGAUCAUCUGGGACAGCAUCUGCUUUGCCUUCCUCCUGCUGCAGAGACGCGUGUUCAUGAGCUACUACUUCCUGCACGUCGUGGCCGACAUCAAAGCUUCCCAGAUCCUGGCUUCCAGGGGAGCCGAACUUUUCCAGGCCACGAUUGUCAAGGCUGUAAAGGCAAGGAUCGAGGAGGAGAAGAGGUCCAUGGACCAGCUGAAGAGACAGAUGGACCGCAUCAAGGCCAGACAGCAGAAGUACAAAAAGGGUAAGGAGAGGAUGCUGAGCUUGACGCAGGAGGCUGGGGAAGGCCAGGACGUCCAGAACCCCCCGGAAGAGGACGAUGAAAGAGAAGCAGACAAACAGAAAGCCAAGGGCAAAAAAAAGCAGUGGUGGCGGCCUUGGGUCGAUCAUGCUUCCAUGGUCAGGAGUGGAGAUUAUUACUUGUUUGAAACGGACAGUGAAGAAGAGGAAGAGGAGGAGUUGAAGAAGGAAGAUGAGGGGCCACCUCGCAAAUCAGCAUUCCAGAGAGCUAUUGGGAAGUUUGCGUCAGCCAUUUUAGCCUUGCCCAAGUGGAGUGAAAGUGGCCGUGCGGUGGAAUGGGAAGACCGAGAGGACGAACCGGUCAAAAAGAAGUCUGAUGGACCAGAUAAUAUCAUCAAAAGGAUAUUCAACAUCUUGAAGUUCACCUGGGUGCUGUUCCUGGCAACGGUGGACAGCUUCACCACCUGGCUCAACUCCAUCUCUAGGGAGCACAUUGACAUAUCCACCGUCCUGAGGAUCGAGAGGUGCAUGCUGACCAGGGAGAUCAAGAAGGGCAACGUCCCGACGCGGGAGAGCAUCCACAUGUACUAUCAGAACCACAUCAUGAACCUGUCCAGGGAGUCAGGACUGGACACACUGGAUGAGCGGCCUGGAGCAGCCCCGGGAGCCCAGACAGCCCACAGGAUGGAUAGCUUAGAUUCCCAUGACAGUAUCUCCAGCUGCUACACUGAAGCCACCAUGCUGUUCUCAAGGCAGUCCACCCUUGAUGAUUUAGACGGACCAGACGCUGUUCCUAAAACGAGCGAGCGCGCUCGGCCUAGGCUCCGUAAAAUGCUCAGCUUGGACAUGUCCUCCUCGUCAGCUGACAGUGGCAGUUUAGCAUCCAGUGAGCCCACGCAGUGCACCAUGCUAUACUCACGCCAGGGGACCACGGAAACCAUAGAGGAAGUGGAGGCCGAGGCAGAGGAGGAGGUGGUAGGCCCUGUGCCCGAGCCCGAGCUCGAGCUCCAGCCUGGGGACACCCAGGAGGAGGAAGAAGAAGAGGAGGAGGAAGCUGAGUAUGAUCUGGGCCCCGAGGAGGCCAGCCUCACUCCCGAGGAGGAGGAAUGUCCACAGUUCUCCACUGAUGAGGGUGACGUGGAGGCCCCGCCCUCCUACAGCAAAGCUGUGAGCUUCGAGCACCUGUCCUUCGGCUCACAGGAUGACUCUGGGGGCAAGAACCACAUGAUGGUCAGCCCUGAUGACAGCCGCACCGACAAGCUGGAGUCCAGCAUCCUGCCGCCCCUGACCCAUGAGCUGACGGCCAGCGAGCUGCUGCUGAACAAGAUGUUCCAUGACGAUGAGCUGGAAGAGUCCGAGAGGUUCUACGUGGGCCAGCCCCGGUUCCUGCUGCUCUUCUACGCCAUGUACAACACUCUGGUGGCCCGCUCAGAAAUGGUGUGCUACUUCGUGAUCAUCCUCAACCACAUGGUCUCUGCCUCCAUGAUCACCCUCUUGCUGCCCAUUCUGAUCUUCCUCUGGGCCAUGCUGUCGGUGCCCAGGCCCAGCCGACGGUUCUGGAUGAUGGCCAUUGUCUACACCGAGGUGGCCAUCGUAGUCAAGUACUUCUUCCAGUUCGGCUUCUUCCCCUGGAACAAGAACGUGGAGCUGUACAAGGACAAGCCCUACCACCCCCCCAACAUCAUCGGCGUGGAGAAGAAGGAGGGCUACGUUCUGUACGACCUCAUCCAGCUCCUGGCUCUCUUCUUCCAUCGCUCCAUUCUGAAGUGCCAUGGCCUGUGGGACGAAGACGACAUCGUGGACGGUGGCGACCAGGAGGAGUCGGAUGACGAGCCCUCCUUCAGCCACGGCAGGAGGGACUCCUCCGACUCUCUCAAGUCCAUCAACCUGGCCGCCUCUGUGGAGUCCGUGCACGUGACCUUCCCCGAGCAGCCCACCACCAUCCGGAGGAAACGCUGCGGCAGCAGCCCCCAGAUCUCCCCGGGGUCCAGCUUCUCUUCCGAUAGGUCCAAAAGAGGCAGCACCAGCACCCGGAACAGCAGCCAAAAGGGCAGCAGUGUUUUGAGUAUUAAGCAAAAAAGCAAAAGGGAACUCUACAUGGAGAAGCUUCAGGAGCAGCUCGUCAAAGCCAAAGCGUUCACCAUCAAAAAGACGCUGCAGAUCUAUGUGCCCAUCCGGCAGUUCUUCUACGACCUCAUCCACCCGGACUACAGCGCAGUGACCGACGUGUAUGUGCUCAUGUUCCUGGCCGACACCGUGGACUUCAUCAUCAUCGUCUUUGGCUUCUGGGCCUUUGGGAAACACUCGGCUGCUGCAGACAUCACCUCUUCACUCUCGGAAGACCAGGUCCCCGGGCCGUUUUUGGUGAUGGUCCUCAUUCAGUUUGGAACGAUGGUGGUGGACCGAGCCCUCUACCUCCGGAAGACGGUGCUGGGCAAGGUCGUUUUCCAGGUCAUUCUUGUGUUUGGAAUUCACUUCUGGAUGUUCUUCAUCCUCCCUGUCGUGACCGAGAGGAAGUUCAGCCAGAACCUGGUGGCCCAGCUGUGGUACUUCGUGAAGUGCGUUUACUUCGGGCUGUCUGCCUACCAGAUCCGCUGUGGCUACCCAACGCGCGUGCUGGGGAACUUCCUCACCAAGAGCUACAACUACGUCAACCUGUUCCUGUUCCAGGGGUUCCGCCUCGUCCCCUUCCUGACCGAGCUGAGGGCAGUGAUGGACUGGGUGUGGACAGACACCACGCUGAGCCUGUCCAGCUGGAUCUGCGUGGAGGACAUCUACGCCCAUAUCUUCAUCCUCAAGUGCUGGCGAGAGUCGGAGAAGAGAUACCCGCAGCCCCGGGGCCAGAAGAAGAAGAAGGUGGUCAAGUACGGCAUGGGCGGCAUGAUCAUCGUCCUGCUCAUCUGCAUUGUGUGGUUCCCUCUGCUCUUCAUGUCUCUGAUCAAAUCUGUCGCUGGGGUCAUCAACCAGCCCCUGGAUGUGUCGGUCACAAUUACCCUGGGCGGGUAUCAGCCCAUCUUUACCAUGAGCGCCCAACAGAGCCAGCUGAAGGUCAUGGACCAGACGAAGUUUAAUAAAUUUAUGAGAACUUUCUCUAGGGACACCGGUGCUAUGCAAUUUCUGGAAAAUUAUGAAAAAGAAGACAUAACAGUAGCAGAACUGGAAGGAAACUCAAAUUCUUUGUGGACCAUCAGCCCUCCCAGUAAGCAGAAAAUGAUAAGCGAACUCAAGGAUCUCAGUAGUAGCUUCUCUGUUGUGUUUUCAUGGAGUAUCCAGAGAAACAUGAGUCUGGGGGCAAAAGCAGAAAUAGCAACAGAUAAGCUCUCUUUUCCUCUUCAGAACAGCACACGGAAGAACAUAGCCAACAUGAUCGCUAGCAACGACCCAGAGAGCUCAAAAACCCCAGUGACCAUAGAAAGGAUCUACCCAUACUACGUGAAAGCACCCAGUGAUUCGAACUCAAAACCUAUAAAGCAGCUUUUGUCUGAAAGCAAUUUCAUGAACAUCACCAUCAUUCUGUCCAGAGACAAUUCAACUAACUCCAACAGCGAGUGGUGGGUUCUCAACCUGACAGGAAAUAGAAUCUAUGAUCAGGAGUCGCAAGCCCUGGAGUUGGUGGUCUUCAAUGACAAAGUCAGUCCCCCCAGCCUGGGCUUCCUGGCCGGCUACGGGAUCAUGGGACUGUAUGCCUCGGUCGUCCUCGUGAUUGGGAAAUUUGUCCGGGAGUUCUUCAGUGGGAUCUCCCACUCCAUCAUGUUUGAAGAGCUUCCGAAUGUGGAUCGAAUCUUGAAGUUGUGUACGGAUAUUUUUUUAGUCCGAGAGACAGGGGAACUGGAACUAGAAGAAGACCUCUAUGCCAAAUUAAUAUUCCUGUACCGCUCUCCAGAAACGAUGAUCAAGUGGACAAGGGAAAAAACAAACUGAGACCGUGGGACCCAGACUGCGGGUAAUGUGAACCUUUGGAUUUUAAAAAAAGCACAAUACUCUCCUAAGAGCUAAGUGUUUCUCGUUCUAGGAAGUGGCUUCUCUUCUGUCGGGCGGCCCAAGGGGCUGACUUCCUCCUGCCGCCGGGCCACCUUGCCAGCGAGACGCUGCUAAAGAGGUCGUCUGCAGUCCCCUCUCUGAGGUCAGGGCUGCGAUUUGGCUGUGGUCAGCAACGUCUUGCGUUCUGAUGGACCAUGUGAAGAAUCUCCCAGGUCCCUCCCCCCAGAGAAAGGCCAGUGCCUGUACUGUGCCCAGGCUGUACCUGCACUGCAGGGUGCUGCGUGCCCCUUGGGCUCGUGUGGCUGGGCAGCAGCUGCAAGGGGACUGGGCAAGCCUCAGCACUGCAGCUGGGCAGGAGAAACAGGAGGCAGAAGGCCCAGCCUCGUUCCCGGGGAGCAGGGAGGGGAACUCAGGGCCCCAAGGACGCGGAAGGGUAAGCCCCAUUCUAAGCAAAAAGAUCCCAUUAGCCAUACUCUUACUGCCUUAUCUAACUGAAGACUGAAAAGAAAUCUUCCCGUGGAACACCAGUGACGUCUCAGGAAACAAAGCAGCAAAACAAACCACGGGCACCUGCUCUGCCGAGUCCAGCAGAGCCCUCCGCAGUGUGGCAUGCACGAGCCCGAGGGUCCCUGCCCCACCGCCCAGCAGGCCAGCCCAGUGGGUGGGCAGCACCCUGACUUCUGACUCCGCCACGCCUGAGGUCACCACGGUUCCUCCGCCCCCAGCACGCUUCUCCCAUUUCAGUAAUUCGAGCAGCCGUUUUCCAGUAUGUGACUUUUUCCUUCCUGUUUUUCAGGCAUAUCAAAGAGUUUACAUAUUCCAUUUCACAUUUUUACAUCUGAGACGGGUUUUUUUAAGUUCAUAAUUAUGAAAGAAAUAUGUAUAUUAAGCUUGGGGAAAUUAAAAUGGCUUUUUCUUAAAUUAUCAUCCUUGGUGAUACAUCCUCUCCACAGAGUAACAAUGUAGCAUGAAAAGCUAUGACUGAGUAUAGUCUGCAUUCCAUACUAAAACACAGUUUCUGAGAAAAACCAUUGAAUGGUUAGAAUGUGUCCAAAACCACGAUCCUGUGUAGUUUGGGUUCAGGGCUGACUUAAAAUAAAGCACAUCUUGCAAAGUCAUCUAAA
This is a messenger RNA of Ictidomys tridecemlineatus (thirteen-lined ground squirrel), 10562 nucleotides long. Lineage: Eukaryota; Metazoa; Chordata; Mammalia; Rodentia; Sciuridae. The record is from RefSeq and is a predicted model, not a curated record.